AUGGAUGGGACCUUCUCUGGGCCGAUAAUGAUGAAAUCUUUUGAUUAUGGCCUUAAAUAUACUUCUCUAUCCAGUGUUCCAAUAGGAGUUUUGAAAUCCUGUUAUGAUCCAGAGAACAACAAUAUGCUGUCCACCUGGAACAUAGUACAUCCAAAGAUCCCAGGCCAAAGCUGGAAAACUUAUAUCCAAAUUCCACCUUCCAGGCCUAAUUUCGUCCAUUACACAGAAAGCUCUCAAACCUUUUCCAUUCCAGACUUCUGCCACAGGACCAUUGAUGGAGACCAUCAUUCCACAUCCCAUGGUACAACUUCUAGAGUGGACCACUCGCAUGUCACUGCAACGGACUGCAACCCCAUUAUACCUUUCCAGGUUGGAAAUGGGCGCUCUUCCAUGAACAUGAAUGCCAACGAAACAUUAAAGAACCAAACAUCUCAUAACAUGUCUCUCAGGCCCACCGACUCCAGUUCAUCCAAGAUCAAGUCCCAACCAGCCGAACACCCAUUUGUCGAAAUUACCUUUGAUGCAACCUCUGGCAAGCUGCCAACCUGGGAUCAAACAAGAGAUGGAGAACUAAACUUGAGAAGCAGGAAGCCGCUCGAAUCCGACAGAAGGGUGGUGUCUGUGCAAGAUGCCGUACAAAACACCGCCGAGUAUGUGCUCUCCACUGUUCGCUCUGCAGCGCCGACUCUAGUCUAA
Molecule: messenger RNA, 696 nt
Organism: Paracoccidioides lutzii Pb01
Exons: 2
Coding region: 1-696 (231 amino acids)
Source: RefSeq, a predicted model, not a curated record